Molecule: messenger RNA, 1709 nt
Organism: Trichophyton rubrum CBS 118892
Lineage: Eukaryota; Fungi; Ascomycota; Eurotiomycetes; Onygenales; Arthrodermataceae
Product: thioredoxin reductase
Exons: 2
Coding region: 368-1330 (320 amino acids)
Biological process (GO): removal of superoxide radicals
Cellular component (GO): cytoplasm
Molecular function (GO): thioredoxin-disulfide reductase (NADPH) activity
Source: RefSeq, a predicted model, not a curated record
AGACCGCGAGCUCCAGCAGACUCAAGACCGUCAACACCAGCAUCGAUUGCGCUCGCCGGCCGCUGGUUACGGAAGCGCAAAUGUCAGCCUGCCCGGCUAGUGUCUGCCCCGGUCUUCUUCGCCAGCGUCCAGAUUGCCUCUCACAGUCUCCACCGCGCAAACCCUGCGGCCACCGCUUCGUCUUCUCGCUGCUAGAAGAGCCUUUAAAAGCACCACCGCCACCCUGUUUCCCUCAUUCUUUCGCAGAUUCCCCUUCACUUCAGUCCAAUCUAGCGUUGGACUCUCUUUGGCCGCCGUAACCUCCGUCCAGCAGCGAACAUCCGCCUCCCACCCUUCCUCCGCGUUUAAAACUCCAAUAUCAAGCAGAAUGGCUCACUCCAAGGUCGUCAUCAUCGGCUCCGGCCCUGCCGCACACACCGCCGCCAUCUACCUCUCCAGAGCUGAGUUGAAGCCGGUUAUGUACGAGGGUAUGCUUGCUGGUGGCACCGCUGCCGGCGGUCAGCUCACCACCACCACCGAGGUCGAGAACUUCCCGGGUUUCCCCGAGGGUAUCACCGGCCCGGAGCUCAUGGACAACAUGCGCAAGCAGUCUGCCCGAUUCGGCACUGAGAUUAUCACCGAGACCAUCUCCAGAGUUGACCUCUCCUCUCGUCCAUUCAAGAUCUGGAAGGAGUACGCUGAUGGUCCCGAUGCCCCUCCUACCCGCACUGCCGAUGCCAUAAUCAUGGCUACCGGUGCCAACGCUAAGCGUCUGAACCUGGCCGGUGAGGAGAAGUACUGGCAGAACGGUGUCAGUGCCUGUGCUGUCUGCGACGGUGCCGUUCCAAUCUUCCGUAACAAGCCACUCUUCGUCAUUGGUGGUGGUGACUCCGCCGCUGAGGAGGCCAUGUUCUUGACCAAGUACGGCAGCAGCGUCACUGUCCUCGUCCGAAAGGACCAUCUCAGAGCCUCCAAGACCAUGGCCACUCGUCUUCUCAACCACGCCAAGGUCGAGGUCAAGUUUAACACUGUUGCCACUGAGAUUACCGGUGAAGCUGCGGAUGGCGGUCUGAUGACCCACUUGAAGAUCAAGAACGUCGUUACUGGCGCUGAGGAGGUUGUUCCUGCUAACGGUCUCUUCUAUGCCGUCGGCCAUGAGCCCGCCACCAAGAUCGUCAAGGACCAGGUUGAGUGUGAUGCGGAGGGAUACAUUGCUACCAAGCCCGGAACCAGCUUCACCAGCGUACUAGGUGUCUUUGCUGCAGGUGACGUCCAGGACAAGCGAUACCGACAGGCCAUUACCAGUGCAGGUAUGCAUUCUCACUUGUUCACCAGCAAAUUUUCACCAUAAAAACCCGUUGCUAAUAUGUAAUUCUUUAGGUUCUGGUUGUAUUGCAGCUCUUGAGGCUGAGAAGUACAUCUCCGAACUCGAGAGUGAAGCAGAGCCUGCUGCUGCCCAUGAAGCUGCUAUCAAAGAAGAUACCAACCCUCAGCUUUAAAUGUGCUUUUCUGCGUUGAAGCCCUCAUGACAUGAUUGCAUUGAUACAUUUCCUUUUAGAUUUCACACUUAUUAUGUAGAUAUCCCUGUUCUUUAUAGACAGAUGCUUGUGUUAUUCAAAAUCCUGCAUUGUCCAUCCCGCCAAUGAGCCAUUUGCAUCUGUAAAAUACCUGGAUUCCUCAAUACAGCACGUAGGAUCUGUGUUACUAUUCUAUUUUCCCAAGGACCCCAU